AGGUGUUUUUCCCCUCAUUUGCGUUGUACAGCGUCAUGUCUUUUGUCCAAACGUUGAUUACGGCGGUCCAACCGGAGGUUGUGCAGUGGCGCCGCCACAUCCACGAAAACCCGUACGUUGCAUACGAGGAGCAGCCCACCGCCGACUAUGUGGCGGACAUCCUCGGCAAGAUGCCUGCGCCGCUGGACAUCCGCCGCCUGACGCCAAACAGCGUGGUGGCUGACCUGAAGGGUGGCGCUGGCGAGGGCCCGAUGUACGCGCUCCGGGCGGACAUGGACGCGCUGCCGCUGCAAGAGGAGAGCGGCGAGCCUUUCAGCUCCAAGCGGCCCGGCGUGAUGCACGCGUGCGGCCACGACACGCACACGGCGAUGCUGCUCGGCGCGGUGAAGGUGCUGUGCCAGAUGCACGACCGCAUCCGCGGGACGGUGCGCUUCAUCUUCCAGCACGCGGAGGAGGUGAUUCCGAGCGGUGCGAAGCAGCUGGUGAGCCUUGGCGUGUUGGAUGGUGUGUCCAUGAUUUUCGGAUUGCAUGUGGAUGUGAUGCGCCCGUCGGGCUCCAUAUGGUGUCGUAUUGGAACGAUGAUGGGCGCGUGCAAUGACUUCGACAUUGUGAUCCGCGGCGCCGGCGGUCACGCCUCGCAGCCGGAGCUGUGCAUCGACCCUGUGUUUGUGGCAUGUGAAGUUGUGGCUAAUCUGCAAUCUGUUGUCUCGCGUCGCGUGAGCGCAUUAGCGGCUCCUGUGCUGAGCAUCACCACGUUUGAGGCAGGGCGAGGGAGCUACAACGUCAUUCCUGACACGGUGCAUAUGCGCGGUACGCUGCGGUGCCUCGACCGCGAUGUGCAGGCCCGUGUGCCCGGCUUGAUGGAGGAGAUUGUUGCGGGCAUCGCGAAGGCCCACGGUGCAGAGUACGAGCUGAGCUGGCUGGAGCCGAACAUCGUGACCUACAACGACCCAAAGGCGUACGAAGUGGCACGAGCAGCAGCCGUGCGUCUUGUAGGUGAAGGCAAUUAUCACGAGCUUCCGACUCCUCUGCUGGGUGUGGCUGACUUCUCGGAGUACCAGGCAGUGGUUCCUGGGUGCUUGUGUUGGCUCGGCGUUGGCAAAAGUGGCCUUGGCGACACCAACAAUCACAACUAUAGCUCCAAGUUUCGCAUAGAUGAAGCAGGUAUGGAGGUGGGCGUGAAGCAUCAUGUAUUGAUCAUUGCCUCUCUGAUGAUGCGCUCUGAAGGACCCAAAGAGGAAUAG
Molecule: messenger RNA, 1244 nt
Organism: Leptomonas pyrrhocoris
Lineage: Eukaryota; Euglenozoa; Kinetoplastea; Trypanosomatida; Trypanosomatidae
Product: putative aminoacylase putativeN-acyl-L-amino acid amidohydrolase
Exons: 1
Coding region: 36-1244 (402 amino acids)
Molecular function (GO): hydrolase activity
Source: RefSeq, a predicted model, not a curated record